Messenger RNA from Saccostrea echinata, 534 nucleotides. RefSeq lists its product as uncharacterized. Gene Ontology annotation, molecular function: nucleic acid binding. NCBI's taxonomy places the organism in Eukaryota, Metazoa, Mollusca, Bivalvia, Ostreida, Ostreidae. The transcript has a single exon. The record is from RefSeq and is a predicted model, not a curated record. Bases 1 to 534 code for a protein of 177 amino acids. Gene Ontology annotation, biological process: DNA integration.
AUGCCCAUGACUGACAAUGGCAACAAGUACAUUCUUGUUAUAUCCGACUAUUUCACCAAAUUGACGAAAAGCUUCCCCAUGACAAACAUGGAAGCUGCAACAUUUUCCAAAAUCUUAUAUUUAGUCCAGGAGGUAGUUUCACGAUUUGGUGUUCCCUCCAGUAUACAUUCAGACCAGGGACGCCAGUACGAGAGCAAACUUUUCAGAAGUAUGCAACGUCCUGUACAUACAGAAGACUCGCACCACGCCCUAUCAUUCCAGAGUGAUGGCAUGAUCGAGCGUUUCAAUAAGACUCUUGUCACGAUGCUAAGCGCUUUUGCCAAUGAACACCACUCAGACUGGGAUAUAUAUUUGCCUUACGUCAUGAUGGCGUACCGAGCAUCUGUACAUGAGACGACUGGAUUCACUCCAAACUACUUGAUGCUUGGUCGGGAAGUAUCAGCACCACUUGACAUCAUGUACGAUAUGCCCAAUGCAGUCAAAUGCAUCCCUAGUAAUCAGUGGGCUUGGAAUCUCAAAAAGACUAUGGAAUGA